This is a messenger RNA of Cheilinus undulatus (humphead wrasse), 3543 nucleotides long. Its product is annotated as serine/threonine-protein kinase MAK-like. Gene Ontology annotation, molecular function: MAP kinase activity; ATP binding. The transcript has 11 exons. NCBI's taxonomy places the organism in Eukaryota, Metazoa, Chordata, Actinopteri, Labriformes, Labridae. Gene Ontology annotation, biological process: protein phosphorylation; intracellular signal transduction. Gene Ontology annotation, cellular component: nucleus; cytoplasm. The record is from RefSeq and is a predicted model, not a curated record. Bases 134 to 3523 code for a protein of 1129 amino acids.
GCUCGCGCGCAAGGGCAAACGGUCUUCUCCGGUGUCUCAGAGCACAGAGACGAGGUUACAACGGUGUUUACGUUAUUAACGGACGCUCACCGGGACGGUUUCAUCGACUCAGGAACUCCACAGAGAGAGCUUUAUGGAGCGUUACGAGUCCCUGGGUCUGGUCGGAGAGGGCAGCUAUGGCACCGUGCUGAAGUGCCGUCACAAAGAAUCCGGCCGCCUCGUCGCCAUCAAGAAGUUCAUGGACUCAGAUGAUGACAAGACAGUGAAGAAGAUCGCUCUAAGGGAAAUCAAGCUGCUGAGGCAACUGCGCCAUGACAAUCUGGUGAACCUUCUCGAAGUUUGGAAACGUCGCCGCCGCUGGUAUCUGGUGUUUGAAUUUGUGGAGCGAACACUUCUGGAUGACUUGGAGCAAAACCCGAAUGGACUGGACCUUAACACCAGCCGACAGUACCUGUACCAGGUCCUGAGAGCUGUAGCCUUCUGUCACCAGCAGAAUAUAAUCCACCGUGACAUCAAACCAGAGAACAUACUCAUCUCUCAGGGGGACGUGGUUAAACUAUGUGACUUUGGCUUUGCUCGGACAAUGACUACACCUGCUGAUGGGGGUGUAUACACUGACUAUGUGGCCACGCGCUGGUACAGAGCCCCUGAACUACUAGUGGGUGACACCAAGUAUGGCAAACCUGUUGAUGUGUGGGCAGUCGGUUGUCUGCUGUUGGAGAUGUUGACAGGUCAGCCUCUGUUUCCCGGAGACUCUGACCUUGAUCAGAUAUACCACAUCGUCAGGUGCUUUGGUAACCUGACAGCUCAUCACCAGGAGUUGUUCUACAGGAAUCCUGUUUUUUCUGGAGUCCGACUGCCCCAAUGCUCCAGUAGAAUCCCACUGGAGCAGCGCUUUCCAUCAGUUGCCACCAAUGCUCUGGAUGUUGCACAGAGUUGUCUCCAGAUGGAUCCAGACAGUAGAGCUCACUGUUCUGAACUUCUGGAGCACCCUCUGUUCACACAAGACUCUUUCGACAUAAGGUUUUUGGAUGAGUUGAAUGCUAAGAUCCAAAAAGACCACAGAGAAAACUCCACACUUCCCAAAAUAGCAAAAAGCCAAAAACGGGACAAGGAUGAUGUAAAUGAUAAGAACCAAAGACGGAAAGACAAGAAACAAUCUGAAGGCCUAGAAGAGAAAUUCAACAAAGAAAAGGAGAAGGGGAAUAAAGAGGACAGAGAAGACAAGUUGCCCAAAACAAAAUCCAAGCAGCCUUCAAAGCCUAAAAACAUGCACAACACUUCAGAACCUUCAGUGUCCACCAAACAACCCAAAACAUCAGGUGCCAAGAUUCCUGAAACUGCAGCAAAAGUGACCAAAAUCAACCAUGGCCAAACAGCCAUGAAAAGUAAACCUGGGAAGGCAGAGUUUAAGAAGGAACCUGAGAUUUCUAAGCCAACGAGAACCCGUACUUCUGAUUCAUUGGAGACCUCAAAGACUGCGGCAGAUCUUAAGAACGAUAACAUGGUAGAUACCAAACCAAAGCAUGGGAAAGCUGCAUCUUUGGAGCCAAGAGAGGACAACUUGGAAAAUACAAACAAGAAAGAAAGAAAUUCAAUGGGUGCACAUUCCAGUUGCUCAGAGAACACUUCAACAAGUGUGUCUAAGAAAAGUAUGAUUGAAAUCCAGGCAUCAUUGAAGUUUGAGCCAAGUCAAGACUUUGGAAAGAGCAAGAACAACUCAAACACAAAAGUGCUUAAAUUGCCGAAAAGCUUAAAUGCUGAUCAUCCAGUGAAGAGUUCUUCUCCUAAACCAACGUUUGAUUGUACAGUUUCCACUUCAGAAUACACUGAAACUGUGGUAACUUCCACAACCUCUAAAUCUUCCAACAGUGACCAGAAAAGCAUCAAUAUAAACGUAGUAAAUGUCACAAGCCCAACUAUCCCAUCAACCCCCAAGCCAUGCAGGACAGCUACAACCUCAAAGCCUCAGACAAGUUCUUCAGACAGAGACACAGAGCAAAGACUCACUUCUAACAGUCCAAAAGUCAUAGCUUCAACCACCAAGCCUUCUAAGACUACUUCAAAAUCUGGUCCAAGAAUUACCAAAGAAAAUGUGUCUCUGUCAAAUAGUCCCUCAAAGAGUAUUUACACAGAUCUUUCAGCACAGUCCUCCGAAGGGGAAGGUCUUGCACUUAGCGCCCUAGUACCAAGAGAAACCAUCCAAACUGGAUCAUCCUUGGACACUAAACCCAAAAAUGACACCACAUUUGUUUUUAGCAAACCUUCAACGGACCUUCAAACAAACAAGGACCUAGGAGAAGUAUUGAUCACAACCACAGCUAAGCAGGACAGUAGCAACACUUCAAAACAGGACAUUUUGGAGAACUAUGCAUGUUUUACAAAAAGCCCUGUCAGCAACAAAGCUGUUAAACACAAAGACACAUCCAAUUCUUCUAGCAGAGAUUACAAGGAAGGUCCUGAAUUCAAUGACCCCAGCAGCAUCUGUCAGCAAACCACUACCAAGUCCAAGAUCACCACAGAAUCCUCAACUCCCUCACCAAAUGAAAUCCCUGUAAACAAAACACCAAUAGCUACAACAGCCCCUAAAACUUUGAAAAUGGAUGAUAAGGAGAAUAGACAAGAUCUAGCUCCUUCUGUGUCCAUUAACCCAACAACCAAGUCUUUGGUAGAUCAGAUCCCAAAGGUUGCUCGAAGCUCAAAUCUUGAGUUCACAGAACCUAGCGUGAAUGUCUUGAUUGGGGAGCCUAAAACAAAGCUUGAAUCUUUUGGCAACACCACCAAGUCCCACAUAACAAUGAUGCCAAAAGCUCAAAAAACCUCAGAGACACAGAAUAAAAGAUACAUCUCAGAGAGGAAUGAGUCAAUGAAUGUAUCUACAGCCUCCUUCAUGGCCUCGGUAAAUCCAGACCAAGCUUCAGCACGGAUCCUCAACAACAUGUACAUGUCUCCAGAUGUUAACGUGUUAGAUUUCAGUGUUUCUAGUUCCUCUCCACCUCCUCCACCCCCUCCACCCUCCUCCACUCCUCUGCUCCUCCCUCCAUCCUCCACUCCCCUUAUACCCUCCAUUUCUGUCGUCAGUACCAACAGUCCUGGCACCAGUGAUCACUUUACUGCUGGGACGGGUUUCCAUUCUGCGACCAGCAACCUUAGGUGCACAGAAAAACCAUGGCAUCAGAGUGGCAUGUACAGUCGAUUGACCCAACAGUCUUUGCCCAGCCACCUUACAGGACCACUGACGUACCAGAUGCCAGAGAGGAGUCAAAUCUGCGAGCACUCCUUCCUGUCUGACCGUUGUAACGUUAGUAACAGCGGUGGCAAUUUAGUGGCCAAAAGAAAGUCUGACAUCCAUUUCCCAAAUGUAAGAAGUUCAGUGUUGCCGGAGCUCAGAGGAAGAGAAGGUAAACAACACACCAAAGGCCCCUCCAAAGAUCAGAGAAAAGACAAACAACCAGUUCAGACUCUUUCACCCUCGGAUCAGCAGAAGCUUGGAAACAACAGUGCUGAUACACGAAUGUACUGACAGAAGCAACGCUCUGAAUU